This is a messenger RNA of Pyrgilauda ruficollis (rufous-necked snowfinch), 2729 nucleotides long. RefSeq names its product ankyrin repeat domain 16 (gene ANKRD16). Gene Ontology annotation, molecular function: protein binding. The transcript has 7 exons. The record is from RefSeq and is a predicted model, not a curated record. Gene Ontology annotation, cellular component: cytoplasm; nucleus. NCBI's taxonomy places the organism in Eukaryota, Metazoa, Chordata, Aves, Passeriformes, Passeridae. The coding region runs from base 1379 to 1930 and encodes 183 amino acids.
AUGGAUCCAAGCUCCCUUGGAAUAUGGAUGUGAUUUUCCUUCCUGGUGUGUAAAGCUGGGAACUGCUCCUGGAAAACCUCCCCAGCUCCAAGCAUAUCCUGGCAUUUGCAAUUCCUGAAAGCAGCAGAGCUGCUCAGAGGAACUUUUUGGGAUCUGCCUGGAGAUGGAUUUCUUUAUCACAGCCUCAGGUUGGGCCUGGGGAGGUUCAGGUGGGAUAUUGGGAAAAUUCCUUCCUGGAAAGGCUUGUAAGCAUUGGGAUGAGCUGCCCAAGGCAAGGGUGGAGUCUCCAUUCCUGGAGGGAUUUAAAAUCCAUGUGGAUGUGGCACUUGGGGACACAGGUCAGUGGUGGCUUUGGCAGUGUUGGGAAUGGUUGGGCUCCAGCACUUUCCCAACCAAAAUGACUCCAUGAUUCCAAUAAUAAACUCCAAAUUUUGGAGUCCCCUUGCUCUCAUGCCAUGGUGAGAAUUCCAGGGGUCCUUUCUGCAAAGGGGAAGGACAAUCCCUGCUGGGAAUACACAGGAGCUGUUGUUGGAGCCCACCAUGUCCAGUUCCCUUUCCCUGCCCUUUUCCUUGCUUUUAAGGGAUAUUUAAAGGGAAUGGGCAGGUUUAGGAAUCCCAGCCAUCCUCAGGAUUGUUGGGAAGCAGAAGAGGGCUCAGACCACACCCAGAGUGGGAAUCAGGCUGUGCAUUCCAGGUCCCAGCAGCAGGGAUGAGCCCUGGCUACCCAAACUCCUUUCCCAAAGAAUUUAAUUGGGAUUGACUCCCUGGAAAAUCCCGAGGUGUUGGGAGGAGCCCCUGCUGUGCUGUCACUCCCGUGGCUUUUCCAGCCCUUGCUCUGUCACUCCUGGCUCAUCAGCAGUGACAAUUCCAGCCCUUGGGCACCACUGAGUCCUUGUGCUUGACCUGGGAAUGAAAAAAAACAGGGAAUGAGUUGGUAGUGGGAUCGCAGCAGGUUGCCUGAAGUGGCUGAUCCCAAUUUUUUUAUGUUCUCCCAUCCCUGCCCAAUUCCAGGUGUUGUUUCCAUGGAGCUGGCAGCUCCUCUCCCUGCAGGAGGUGGAUGUUGGGUUGGGAUCUGGGAGCUGAGGGGCUGGGACAGGGUCAGGAGCAGGGUGAGCUCUGGGAUUUGGGAUUAUCCUGUGAAAAAGGAGGAAUUCUGACCUCGGGCCAAACUCUUCUCCCUGCCUUGGGAUAUGGGAAUGCAGUUGGGAUCCAGCACCUGGAUUCUGCUUCCUAGGGGUGUCUUCACCUGUGUUUUCUUUGGCAGAGCCACCAUUCCACAAUUUGGGUGGAUUUCUGGAAUUUCCUGACCCAGCCAGACCCUGGAGCAGCAGCUGGAGUGGGAGUGACUGGGAAUUGGGAAGGGCUGGAAUUAUGGACAAUGCACGGCUGUUCCCAGGUCGUGGAGCUGCUCCUGGAACGGUGCCAGUACAAACCUGACAGCAGGGACAGCUGUGGGGUCACUCCCUUCAUGGAUGCUCUCCAGAACGGGCACGUCGGCAUCGCCCGGCUGCUCCUGCAGAAACACCAGGCCUGUCCCACAGCUGUGGAUGCCCUGGGUGCUCAGGCCCUGCACAGGGCAGCUGUGACAGCCCAGGAUGGCUCCAUCCAGUUCCUGGUGUCUGAGCUGGGUGUGGAUGUCAACGGGAGAGCGACGUCCCUGCAGCUGCCAGCCCUGCACUACGCAGCCAAGGAAGGACACGGACACACCAUCCAGACCCUGCUGUCCCUCGGUGCUGAUCUGCAGGCCAAGGAUGGGAAGGGCCGUUCUGCCCUGCACGUGGCCAGCGCCGGGCAGCGCGCGGAGGCCGCGGGGAUCCUGCUCCAGGCUGGGCUCCAGGAUGCUCCUGAUGCCACGGGAAUGCUGGCCCAGCAGCUGGCCAGGAGGCCUGAUGUCAUCCAGAUCUUCCAGGGAACACCAGUCAGCACCUGAGGAACAGGAACCUGCUCCUUUUCCACAUGCUCCCUGAAACAGAACCAUCCAAGGGAAGUGCCACUUCCAGGGAUCCUCGUGGCUUUUCCUGGGAAUUUCCCCACCCUGAACAUCCCCAUGGAGAAGAUCCACCUGGAUCAUGGAUUUUCUAGCUCUUCAUGGACCUGCUGUCCACUAAAUUGGUUUAAUUUGCAAUUUAAUUUUUAAUUUGACAUCUUUGGGUAGGACAGAGACUCUUGAAGCUGCAUCAACCUUUUGAAUCCUUUUUGUAGCUGAUCCCAAAACCUGCAGGAAUCUGUAGUGGGACCUGAACCUUGUGAGAGAACAUCAGGGAUCUCUGGAUCAGACUAAAUUAAGGAGGUGUUUUAUCCCAGACUGGAAUGCUGGGCAAUUCCCAGCUCUGAUGAACUUUAAAUCCCAAUAAUCUGCUCUUGGAAGCCUGGAACACCCAGCAAGGUAAGAGCAGCUCUUGGGUUUGUGCAGCUGGAAUGAUAAAUUCCACCAAAAACUGAUGUGUCUUUGUCUGUUUGUGAUGCCAGGAGUUAAAAACGGAUGGAAUUCUGCUUUUUUGGGGAUGGCAGAUGUUAAAAAUCAGGAAGGGAGUGAGUUAAGGUGAGCACCACCUGGGUUUGAGUGGGAAAUUCCCACCUUGCUAUCCCUGGAGCAGGAAUUUUGGAUUAAAUUUAAAUUUAAUCCUUAAAUUUAAAAUUUAAGGAUCUAUGGAUCCUUAAAUCCAUAAAUCCUGCUCUGGCUUCCCUACAGCAGGAAAUGCAAGGGGCUGCUUCAUUCCCACUUUUUU